Lytechinus pictus (painted urchin) is the source of this 4727-nucleotide messenger RNA. RefSeq names its product FK506-binding protein 5-like. The record is from RefSeq and is a predicted model, not a curated record. The transcript has 12 exons. Lineage: Eukaryota; Metazoa; Echinodermata; Echinoidea; Temnopleuroida; Toxopneustidae. Bases 89 to 1816 code for a protein of 575 amino acids. Gene Ontology annotation, cellular component: cilium.
AUCUCUGUGUGUGGAGAGCGAGAGAGAGAGAGAAAGAUAGCGUUGGAAGCAAGAAUUACUUUAGAUUUUGACGGAAUAAACUAAAGCCAUGUUUUGGCAGCAGUCAAGCAGGAUGGGUUGCGCAUCUUCAGCUCAGCCACAGGCCCCAAGGGAAUAUCCAAAACAACCUCCUAAAGAACCACCACCACAGCAAUAUGGUCAACCGCAGGUCCAACCACAAAGAGCUAACCCUCCACCACCACAACAAACACAAGCACCACCUCUACCACCACCACAACAACAACCUCAAACUGUCUUGCAACAAAGUAUGCAAAUGAAUACAACAACAGGGCCACCACCUUCUCAACCAGCACAACAGCAGCCUCCUCCUCCACAACAGACAGCAGCUCCCGAGCAUGCUGAAAUCACUGAAGCAUUGGUGAAUUCCCUUCUAGAGCUAGAAGGUGAUAUUGCCAUGCUGGAAAGCCGUAAUAUAUUCAAGCAGUAUCAGAUGAAGAAGGAACAGAACUUGAAGGUAGAGGCACAGGUUAAAUCAAUGACAGCAAUGCAUCAACAGCUUGAGGCUCAAACGAAAAAAGAAUAUCAAGAUGUGGUAGACCUACAACAUAACACAUCAGUGAGACAGAUGUGGUCUCAACAACAGUUUGAUGCACAGAUGAGCAAAGAACAACAGGAAUACAUGGAUGCACUCAACAAGCAGGAGAUCAGUCAGAAACAGUUAGCAGCUUUUAGACAGCAGUUGACCUUGCUCUCCAAUGAAGUAACUUCAUUCAAAGCAGAUAAGGACAAACUACAAGGAUUAUACGAUAAACAGGAUGAGACCCUUGCGAGUAUCUUUGAUGGUAAAUAUGGCAGUGAGGCUGAGUACAGGCUGGAGUCUGAACUUGAUAUGCUUCAAGAGCGUAAGCAGAGAGUAGCGGUGGCCCGUUAUAAGUGGAACAACUCACAUACCCUAGUCAAGCAUGCUUGUGGCCAACUUAGCUUUGGGAUCAGAAGAUGGGCUGAUGUUAUACAAUUACCAGUACAGCAAAGCGCGAUAAGAUACCAGUUUGCUGCUGAAGCUCGUAACAAUCUUGUUGCUGCUGCACAGAACAUCACGACAGCCCAGCAGUACUUGAACACCAUCAAGUUCCCAUACUGCACACCGGAUGAGAUCGAGACACUGAACAAAGCUAUCAAUAACAUCUUCACUGAUAUGAUGCAUCCUGAUAGGCACAAGCAUGCCAUGGAAUGCUACGUCACAGUCUACAAACGAUCAGCAGCUCUUAUACAGUGGUUUGAGCAUGUGAUCAACAAGACAAUCAACAAAGAUUUGGAGAAGACGACAAGGAACUGUGCUGCCAAGCAAAAAGAACUGAAGAUGGAGAGAAUGAAACUAGUCCAGGAGAAGGUCAAGGAGAAACUUGGAGCAGACGUUGCUUCUCGCUUGCAGACAAAGUCACAGGCUAAUGAUGCUGAGCUAGCAGAAGAAAAGGAUGAACCUGAGUUAGCAAUGUUGGUUGAUGCAGACUCUGUCUCACAAGCCGGUGAUGAUAGUCUUGCUCCAGAGGGAAGUGCAGAUGUGAAUGCACCCACUCCUCUUGGGCUUGAAGAGCUUGCUCCUACGCCUGCCAUGGAUGACAUCUUUGGUAACAUUGAGGAGUUGAAGAAGCAGCAUGAGGAGCAGGUAAAGGAAUACGAACGUCAGCAAGAGGUGAACAAAACCAGAGCUGACCAGGAUCUACAGAGCAAGUUGGCUGCCCGUCGCUCCAGGCGACAACGCCAAGCAGCCCAGGAGGCAGAGAUGGCCGCCCUUCAAGGAGAUGCUCCGUAUUAAGAGUACCUAGUGUCCAGUAAUGACCAAAGGCUGUCUGACCAGAGGUGCUGAUGACCAGUGGACAUACUGGUUGUAAUUGUCUGCCUUCUUCCAUUCAGGAUGCUGCCUAAGAGUACCAUCGACAAUCAUACAUACUUGUCUUUCCUCAUCACCUUGAUACUGCCUCCAGUCAGUCAUGUACUCCUGAAAAAAAUGUGAACAGAGCCCUAACAGGAUGACUAACACUCUUCACUUGUUUUAGUUCAGAUAUUAAGGGCCUGAAUUUAAUAUUGGAAUGAUAUUUAAACUAAACUUUUUAGAUAUAUGUGUGAAGCUUUAAUAUUAACAUGGCCCCGUCAUAAUUACUUAUUCUUAUUAGCUUUGAAAUAGUCAAUUUGGUUUGAAAAAGAUCUACUUAGAUUUUUUUGUCAUCAAACUGCCAAAUAACUGAUCAUAGCUCUCCAUUCCAAUGAAUUGGUAUAUAUAGCUAACUCUUCUAUGAUUACGAUUUAAUCUCAUAUUUUAUAAAAAUUUCUUUACUUCCUGUAUAUAAUUUGUGCAAUUAUUUCAUUCUAUAUAAUCAAAAGGAAUAUUCGGCCCUGUCUCUGUUACUAGUAUACUGUACUUUGACCAUAAAAUGCAUACCGGUACUGUGUGUGUAUAUACGAGUAGCUUUAAUCAUUUGAUAUCAUAUAUUGUAUGGUCAGUAAUUACAGUGCAGAUAUGUUGUCAAGGUUUAGUGGGUCGAGGCCAGUCAAUUAUUGUUUUUUGAAGUGCUAUAGCUAAUUAAAAAAAAAAAAAAAAAAAACCUGUAAUGUUCUUACACAAGGAAUACCAAGUGUAGCAAAAACAAAUUGGGAAAAUUUAAUAUUUGAUUUCUAGUGUCAAAGAAUGUUAAUCAGUUCCAAUUGCUAAAGAAUAUUUCAGUUGGCAUUGCAUAAAUCAGUUGAUGUAAUUAUCUCAGUUGAAUUAUUACAACAUUCACACAUGUUACCUUGAUAGUGGAUUACUGUUUGUAUAUAUCUAUGUUUAUAGUUAUUAUUAUAAGUUGUGUAAAUAUAUCCGAGAAAACUACAAACCUUGUUUACAAAAUUUUCUCUUUUUAUUCGAUGAUUUCAGUAUUACAAUUGGUUGGAAAUGUAAAGGAAUUCCAUCCACCUAUAAAAUAAAGAAAAAUUUUAAUAUAUAUAUAUUAUGCUUUGAGAAUAUUUUGUGCUAUAUCUCCGGUACAGUGUAUAUAUUAUGCAGUUGAAUAUAUAUCAGUCUAUUUUCCAGUAUGAGAAAAUUUAUAUUUUUUAUGACUAAUUAAUUUGUCCGUUUUCUGUAUGCAAACUGUAUAAUUCCGUCUAUGAACUAUUGUGGAUGGUUUUCCAUCUCUUCGAUUGUAACAAAAGAAAAACAAGUUUGAAGGUGGUUGAUCCCUCAAGUGGCUCUCAAGUUCAAAUGAGAUAAAUGUACUUCACUUUAUAUGAUUUCUGUUACCUUUGACCUUGAUACCUCCAAAACUAAUCAGAUCAUCUUUCCUAUACUUGAACAUAUGUUUGCAUACUUGGACUUAGUUUAAAUAUAUUCCAUCAAAUAACACUUUAGUUAUCACAAGAACAAAAAUGGGAUGGAUUAAACAUAAAGUUUUCAUCUAGCAACCAUCUACAUUGAGCAGAGGCUUAUAAAAGAUUAUUGUGACAAAUCAAAAUUGAAAUGGAAGCAUAACAUCUUUAAAUGGUGAACAGUAUCUGUAAUAAGAUAGAAAUGAUAGCUCCAAGUUAUUGAAUGUACAGCUGUGACAUUUGUAGCAUAUUUUAUGCAUAUUAUUGGAAAUUAGUGUAUGGUGUUAUUUAGAGUUCUGUAGGAAUUUGAAAAUUUUGUAGUGCAAUCAGUACUCUUGUUUGAUGUGAAUCACAAAUUUAGUGGACUUUUUUCAUUAAGUUUGGGUAUGUCUAAAGACUAUUCAUUUGAUUUCUUUGUCAGACAAUUUAUCAUAGAACACUUGUUGUGUGAAAGAUGUAAGAUCUAAUAUCAAAGGGUGAAAUUUUGAAUUUAAAUGUUUGAAUAGAGAAAAAUCAGGUUAUAAGAUAUCGUGUUCUUUUUCUUUAUGGUAAACUUCUCAUGUAUGUAAUGGGGACAAAAUUCAGGACACAAUUUUCAUAUAUCUAUAUAGCUUUCUGAUAUAUGAUCACUAAAUUUACCAGAUAAUCUAUCAACUAAAAUCUUCAAAUUUUAAAGGUCAAGUCCACCUCAGAAAAAUGUUAAUUCAAAUCAAUAGAGAAAAAAAUCAGACAGGCAUAAUGCUGAAAAUUUCAUCAAAAUUAGAUGUCAAAUAAGAAAGUUAUGACAUUUUAAGUUUCGCUUAUUUUUCAGAAAAUAAUUGUAUGCACAAUUUAGUCACAGGCAAAUGAGAGAAUCGGUGAUGUCCCUCAACUCACUGUUUCUCUAAUUUGUUAUUGUUUGAAUUAUACAAUAUUUCAAAUUUUACAGAUUUGACAAUAAGGACCAACUUGACUGAACCAUAAAAUGUUAAUGGUAAUUCCACGUGUUCUGGGUGAAAUACAACUUUGUUUUAAAGGACAAUGAGGGGAAAAUUGGAAUAUUUCAAAAAUAGCUAUUUUAUGAAAUUAAGCGAAAAUUUAAAAUGUAAUAACUUUCUUAUUUUACAUCAAAUUUUGAUGAAACUUCAGUGUUGUGCUUGUUGGAUUUUCCUCUUUUUAUUCAAACCAUCUUUUUGUUUGGGUGGACUUGUCCUUUAAGAUUGGAAUGAUGAAAUGUAAUUCACAUAAAUCAAUAUUUCUCAGAGCUUUAGACAGGCUUCAAUUUCCACUAUUUAGUUUAGUAGUAUGAUCCCCAUAGCAAGAAAGUAAAUAUAAUAAGAAUUUACCAUAAGUUUGAAGAGUAUAAAGAAAAAUGAUAAAAAUAAAUAAAAAGGCAUAUAGAUCUA